AUGGCCUCUUCUUCAAACCCAGUCAUCCUUCCUUCCGGGACAAACUCCGGCCUCGCCGUAAACAUCCACCCCCUUGCUAUCCUCAACAUCUCGGAUGUCUGGAACCGUGCACAGUUCACUUCCUCUCGAUCCGAGCCCCCCAAGUUGGUUGGCGCGCUGCUGGGCACAGAGAGCAAUCGGGAAGUAGCUAUCGUCAAUUCUUUCGAGCUCACUUUUACUCCCACUGGUGGAGAUGUCGAGAUGAGCGAAGGAGGUGCCGAGAAGGGUGCCUAUACUCUUGAUACAGAGUUCCUGCAAACUCGAGAGUCGCAAUUCAACGAUGUUUUCCCCAGUCUCAAGAUUGUCGGCUGGUACUCUAUAGGCUCGCAACCCACCCCCGAUGAUAUCUUCUUGCACAAGCAAAUUAUCUCAUCCACAUCCGAGUCUCCCAUCUUCCUGCUCUUCAACCCCCAUCCCGCCCCCGAGGCCCAGAACCUCCCCCUCAAUAUCUACGAGAGUGCAGAGGUCGCCGUCACGGGGGGCGCUGAAGCUGUUGAAGGAGGGGAUAUCAAAUUUGUGGAGCUGGGGUAUGGUAUUGAGACUGGAGAGGCGGAGAGAAUCGCGGUGGAUGGUGUUGUGAAGGGUGGAACGGCGGAAGAGGACAGUGCUGUUGGCCACCUGACAACGCAACGGAAUGCCAUCAAGAUGUUGUUCGACAGGAUAGAAAUCCUGCAAAAGUACAUCUCUGGGGUCGUCAACAAAUCCGCCAAACCCGACCACGCCAUCCUUCGCCAAAUAUCCUCCCUCGUCUCCACUCUACCCACCAUGGACGCCGCAGAAUUCCAAGACGAACUCAUGACCGAAUACAGCGAUGUCCAGCUCUCCUCCUACCUUUCUUCCCUCACCAACCAGCUCAACGCUCUCAGCGAGUACGGCGAAAAGCAUUCUUUGCUUUACGGCUCGAAGGAGGAUGAUUAUAGCGGCGGUGGAGCUGGGAUGGGGCUGCGAAGUGGGAGAGGGAUGAAUUUGGGCUUUGGAGGGUUCGAUUUGGGGAGCGGGGGCAGGCGACGAAACAGAUGA
Messenger RNA from Cryptococcus wingfieldii CBS 7118, 1059 nucleotides. RefSeq names its product COP9 signalosome complex subunit 6. The transcript has 7 exons. Gene Ontology annotation, biological process: protein deneddylation. The record is from RefSeq and is a predicted model, not a curated record. Lineage: Eukaryota; Fungi; Basidiomycota; Tremellomycetes; Tremellales; Cryptococcaceae. Bases 1 to 1059 code for a protein of 352 amino acids. Gene Ontology annotation, molecular function: protein binding; metallopeptidase activity. Gene Ontology annotation, cellular component: COP9 signalosome.